CUUAUUAAAAAUAGUAUCUCAUCAGCUCACUGAUCUACCAGUAGCGUAAUCUUUGCACGUGAAAAAUCUAACUUUGUUCCUUCCCCUUCUAUAUUUCUGUGAUCUUAAAGUUUUACGCGACCUAUAGUAACGAUAGCCUAGCCACAGCUAAUCUAUGUCGACCACACCCGCGCGGCUGACGUCAGUCGCGACCCGCGAGUGCCGGCGCGCCAUAGCACUGUCGGGUCAUUGUCGCGUCACUGUAUGGGCACUGAGCAGAGCCAUGGGCAACAAAAUCGUCACAUUCACAGAGCAACAGCUGGAGGACUAUCAGGACUGUACUUUCUUUACAAGGAAGGAAAUAUUACGUGUGUUCAAGCGUUUCCGUGCGGUGUGUCCGUCGCUGGUGCCGCAGCAGCUCAGCCCGAGCGACGCGCGCUCGCUCGCCGUGCCGCUCGACAAAAUACUUACGCUGCCAGAACUUAAGGAGAACCCGUUCAAGCGUCGCAUCUGCGAGGUGUUCUCGCACGACGGCGAGGGGCUCACCUUCGACGACUUCCUCGACAUGAUGUCCGUCUUCAGCGAAGCCGCGCCCAGGGACAUCAAGGCCUGGUACGCCUUCCGCAUCUACGACCUCGACAACGACUUGUACAUAGGCAAGGAGGAUCUUCUAGAAGCUUCUAGGCUGCUCACGAAGGGGGAACUGCAGAGUCCCGAGCUGGACCAGAUCGUGGCCAGCGUGCUGGAGGAGGCCGACAUGGAUGGAGACGGCCAGCUAUCCUUCAUGGACUUCGAGCAUGUAGUCGUUAGGGCACCGGAUUUCCUGUCCACAUUUCAUAUUAGAGUUUAGAGUUUA
This is a messenger RNA of Aricia agestis (brown argus), 835 nucleotides long. It is a transcript of the gene Cib2, whose product is annotated as calcium and integrin-binding family member 2. Gene Ontology annotation, molecular function: calcium ion binding. The record is from RefSeq and is a predicted model, not a curated record. NCBI's taxonomy places the organism in Eukaryota, Metazoa, Arthropoda, Insecta, Lepidoptera, Lycaenidae. The transcript is spliced from 5 exons. The coding region runs from base 155 to 829 and encodes 224 amino acids.